AUGGCCAACCAAGCCUCAUGCAGUUUCCUCGAUGAACAGCACGAAUCAGCGUCGUACUCUGUGGCCUAUGUCAGCAGCCUCGAAGAACGGCUGCGGGUGUUGGAGCAAGAACGCCGAUCAGAGAUCGAGGGCUCUGCACUUGGAGCGAUGGCUUCUGAGACGCAAGGCCACUUCCCAUCGCCAUCAGUGCAGUCCAGAUCGUAUCGUCGUAGUUCAGCCGCCUCGCACGAUGAACUGACCGAUGAGCAUUCAGAAAUAAUUGUCACGAAUGCAGAUGUCUUCUCUAUGCCUGACGUCACGCCUGCAACAAGACCUCGAACCAGUACUACUACGCCUGACUCAUCCAGUCCUCAGGCUCGCUCCGGGGAGACACUUGCGAGCAAUCUAAAGUCCAUUUCACUUGCAGCUGUCGCGGAGCCGUACCUCGGUGCCAUGUCUGGCUUGACAUUCGCCAAACUCACACAAGCUGUGCUACGCCGCUUGGCUCCGGACGGAGGUGACUUUGUGUUCAAUCCACAGUUCGAUGGGGUGAAUUUUCCCGUCGAUGGGGUGACAACCACACAUCUAGAUAUCAUGAGCAACAUGUACUUUGAGUACGACUCGGCUGUUACAUCCUCCUGGCUCGCUGGCGACAACGCCAUGCCGGUGACCAAGACACUCUUCCCAGUAGAGACAUCAUUUCUUCUCCCCCUCCCCGAGCGCUCUGAGGCGAUGCGGCUGGCAACAUUCUAUUUCGAUCAUUCACAUACUCUAUAUCCCAUCGUGAGCAGAAGAGAGGUCAUGUCGGAUUUGAAUUGGGCUCUUGAGAACCCGGAUCGUCAGCCCACGCAAUCCCCGCCCAGCGCGUUCAGGAUAUGGAUGAUUCUGGCAAUAGCAUCCACAGCUCACUCAUCAAUUACGCUCAAUGAAGAGUCGACUUCGAGACAGUAUUACGAGAAGGCAAUGACCUAUUUUGAAGCGGCGAUGGACUACGGAGACAUUGCUGCGCUGGAGGCGAUCAUGUUACAGGUGUCGUACUCGUUCUUCAACCAAUUGGGCCCCAACACAUGGUUUCUUGUGGGAACGGCUGCACGUUUGGCCAUCGGCAUGGGCUUCCAUUGCGAGGCAGCUUACCACGGCUUACCAAGAGAAGAUGUCGUACGACGUCAGCGGCUCUUCUUCUCGAUAUAUAUGAUGGAUAGACUGGUGUCAAUCACGCUGGGCCGACCUUUCUCGCUGCAUGAAGACGAUAUUGACAUUAAUCCAUUCGCCAUCGAUCUCGACGAUGCCCUUGAUGCUGAUCCAGACGUCCCUCAAAGUACGCUGUGCCAACCCCCACUAGCCAUCACAGCUCAUAUACUGCGACUCCGCAAAAUCGCAAAUGACAUCGCCACUAAGGUUUACUGCAAGCGCGUCGUCGCACGGUUAACCGAGCACCAACGACGAGAGGUCCUGACGUCUCUGCACCAAGAUUUGGUUGAGUGGCGACAAAGCGUGCCUUUCCCGCUGCCAAACCUUCACCGCUUGGUUCCCCAAGGCUGCAUGUCAUGGUAUGACUUGAACUUCUGCACACAUCUCACAGCCCUCUACAGGCCAUCUCCACUGUUUCCUACCCUCGACGUCGCAAGAGUCGCCAUCUUGGCGGAAACAUCAGCCAUGGCGGUUCGUCAUGCUUCUAGCAUGUAUAUGCAGAAGCGCCUGUCGUUCAACUGGCUGACAAUGCUAACACUCUACAAUUCGGUCAUCGCGUUGGUAUACUCGGUCACGGUACAGCCUCAAAGCAUUGCCACGACCAUAGAACGAUCAAGCGCCAUCGAAGAUCUCGAGCUUGCGACGGACAUAUUCAAGGCGCUCGGAAGAAAGUUUCCGGCUGCCAGAACUCUCGACAUGCUGGUGGCUCAAAUAAUUGAGAGGUACAAGUCUGUAAGCAGUGUCUCACUGCACUGA
This is a messenger RNA of Bipolaris oryzae ATCC 44560, 1926 nucleotides long. RefSeq lists its product as uncharacterized. NCBI's taxonomy places the organism in Eukaryota, Fungi, Ascomycota, Dothideomycetes, Pleosporales, Pleosporaceae. Bases 1 to 1926 code for a protein of 641 amino acids. Gene Ontology annotation, biological process: DNA-templated transcription; positive regulation of transcription by RNA polymerase II. The record is from RefSeq and is a predicted model, not a curated record. Gene Ontology annotation, molecular function: zinc ion binding; sequence-specific DNA binding; DNA-binding transcription factor activity, RNA polymerase II-specific. The transcript has a single exon.